AUGAAUUUAGUCGUCGUGGAAAGCCGAAAAUGGACUCCAACAGUUGGCACUUUGCUCUUCCUCCGACCAGCCAUGCCCGCUCGAUCUUUCUUUCGAUCCCGGCGGGACUCGGCGCGGACCCGAAGCCCCUCACCAACCUUCUCAGACACUACGAAUGCGUCAGCGAUGAAUUUAGCGAACGGCCCAGAAAAGAUUAUAACGAGGGCUCAUUUGAAAGCCAGCGUCCAGGCCUAUGAAGACCUUAUGAACACGAGCGCCAUGUAUCGUUCCGCACUGUUGAACCUGUCUAACGUCACCGCCGCCUUCGCAAAUGCCAUGCAGACAGCCAGCGCUUUGAAAGGUCCUUCUUACGAAGCUGCUACACGCUUACAAGCCGCCUCUGGGCUUCACCACCUUGUUGGCAAUCAAUGGCAUGUACUAGCCGAAACUCUCGACAAGAAAUUCGAACGACCAUUACGGUCGCAUCUAGAGACAUACAAGAGUGUGGUGGCGGAUAGGUCUGCGUCUUAUGAGAGGGCUUUGAGGGAGAAGAGUCAAGUAAUUCGGACGACGGAAAUGCAGAGCAUGAACCGAAAAGAGCGCAAUCUGCAAAGCUUCAGAGAAGCUCUUGCAGUGUUACAACGGCAGGUAGAUGACCUGGAUGACCUCAAAGUUGCACACUAUCAAGAAAUUGUUGACCACGAAGAAGAGGUUUGGGACGUGGUACAGGGAAAGAUUUGCAUCGCAGUGCGCUCGACGAUGGACGUGUUCGACAAAUUCACAGCAAAAGCUUCAGACCCCGUUAUUGAACCUAUGCUCCAGUCAAUACCGGAUCCCUUUGACUCUUACGGCCCUCCACAAUCGGAAGACCAGAUUUUCAGCAUUCUUGCGCCUCUUUCCAUCAUGCCCUCAACCCCCUCGCGGGCCAGUCCUAUGCCUACACCACACUCCGAACUUGACCCGAUAGACGGAUUACCGAGUGACCAUUCAUGGACCUCCUCUUCCUCAGUAACAUUUCCCUCAACCUCACCGACUUGGGACGGGGAACGGUCGCCUACUCGCGAAACGGCGCCGCGAUCUACUUCACCUCCCAAUGGCCGCAAGCAUGUCAUCGGUCCCUCAAAUCGACACCCCCGAAAGUCAGACUCGAAACUCCGCAAUGCACUGUCACCCAUUGACGAGGCCCAUUCCCGUCAGAAGAGCCCUGAUGCUCGGCCAACCUCGAUAAUGAGCGCAUUUAGUCCUCCACCACCGGUAGACGCCCAGCCGUGGUCAUUUGGCUACAGUUCUCCGCCCUCCCCAAGCGAAGAGUCGAACGAGCACGACGCAAAGACGCCAACACACUCUACAUUUCGCGUGACAACGCCACCAGAUUCCAUUGGAGAACGAGAUAGUAUGAAGGUCCCCAUUGCUACUUAG
Molecule: messenger RNA, 1398 nt
Organism: Mycena indigotica
Lineage: Eukaryota; Fungi; Basidiomycota; Agaricomycetes; Agaricales; Mycenaceae
Product: RRM domain-containing protein
Exons: 9
Coding region: 1-1398 (465 amino acids)
Biological process (GO): vacuole fusion, non-autophagic
Cellular component (GO): fungal-type vacuole membrane
Molecular function (GO): phospholipid binding
Source: RefSeq, a predicted model, not a curated record